Periconia digitata is the source of this 1521-nucleotide messenger RNA. NCBI's taxonomy places the organism in Eukaryota, Fungi, Ascomycota, Dothideomycetes, Pleosporales, Periconiaceae. The record is from the annotation of a GenBank genome assembly.
UUCGUUCAAUGGCCAAAUGACAACGAAAUCUUGACUGUAAGUAGUAGCCCAACCUGUUUCGCCCGUGGCAACGAAACAUUCUUGGAGCGAAUUGCACACCCAUUAUGGCGCGGGGAGAUUGGAUGCCUACUUUCAGGAUCGUAUGGGAAAAUGUUUUGUUUGCUUAUUCGACGGACAAUGUCUUACGCGAGCCUGAUGAUGAUCCGUGAGAGGAUACCCCGAGUCCACCACCACUCUCUCCGCGUACCUACAUUAGCGCCAAAUCCUACCGUCGUAGUCGGCACAUCCUGGAAGUAUCAAACCAGACUCCACGGUGCCUAAUGCACAACCCUUCAGUCCAAGCGGGGGCUGCCCACCAGCGUCAUCUCAUAACGCCAGGAACCAGGCGUGGGAGUUGACCCGAGUACAAAAGACUCUCCACGUCCUCAUCUCUAUCCCUUCAAAUCAUCACCAGUUUCAGCACUCUCAUUCAUUCUUUGCACAGUCACUCUUUUUCUAGCUCUGGAGCUACACUGCACAUUCAUUCAACUGUUCAUACACCUCAUACUGUAUUCAAACUCGGGAUUGAUUUGACUGCAAUUGCGCCAGUAUCAUCAAUACCAUUACCACGUCUCCCCUCUUUUUUUUUAUUUUACCGAAACCUUGAAUCCAACCUUCAAGAUGCAGUACAACAUCUUCACUGGCGCUCUUCUCGCAGCUCUCGUCACUUCCGUGGCUGGCCACACCGAUGUGACCGAGGUUACCAUUGGCGGCAAGACCUACAAGGGCUUCUACGGAGCCUCCAAGGCUGAGUGCAAGUCGGAUUCUCCCGCUUGGUGCACCAACCAGGGAUGGGGACACCAGCCGGUGAUGGGUGACAAGAUCAACCACGCCGACAUCAUCGCCCACAUAGAUGCCUCUCCCAGCUCAUAUACUGCUGAGGCCCCGGCUGGAUCAGAUGUUACAUUCAAAUGGUUUCGCACCGGUAGCUGCGAAGCCAAGAACGAAGUCGGAUGGGAUUGCAGCCACCACGGCUCCACUUCGACAUGGCUUGCUCCUUGCAACGGCGAUUGCAGCAAGGUUGAUAAGACCCAGCUGUCCUUCUUCAAGAUUCAUGAGAGCGGUCUUCUUGGAUACCCUGCCGGCACCCGUUACGCCCAGGGCAGCGCUAAGGGACAGACAGGCAAAUGGGCAACCGACGAGAUCUUUUACGACAACGGCAACAAGCAGACUGUCAAGAUCCCCAAGGGUAUUCCCAACGGCAACUACGUUCUCCGCACAGAGGUCAUGUCCAUCCACAACAACGGCCCGGUCUCUGAACGACAAUUCUGGCCCCAGGCCUUCAACAUCAAGGUCACUGGAGGUUCCGGAUCUACGACACCCCAGGGUAUCAAGGCUACACAGAUCUACAAGAGCUCCGAUGCUCUUUUGACCUUCGACAUGUACAACCACGCCGCCGGCGCUACGAUCUCUGUCCCUGGCCCCAAGGUUGCUUCUGUUGCCAGUGCUUCCAAGAGGAGCCAUGCUCGCGAUUUCGCUUAA